Molecule: messenger RNA, 1142 nt
Organism: Papilio machaon (common yellow swallowtail)
Lineage: Eukaryota; Metazoa; Arthropoda; Insecta; Lepidoptera; Papilionidae
Gene: Galt
Product: probable galactose-1-phosphate uridylyltransferase
Exons: 8
Coding region: 70-1125 (351 amino acids)
Biological process (GO): beta-D-galactose catabolic process via UDP-galactose, Leloir pathway
Cellular component (GO): cytoplasm
Molecular function (GO): UDP-glucose:hexose-1-phosphate uridylyltransferase activity; zinc ion binding
Source: RefSeq, a predicted model, not a curated record
GGUCUUAUGUUGUACUUCACUCGUGUCGGCUGAUUCGUCCUGACGUGACGUUUUUUAUUCAUCUUUGAAAUGGAUCAAUUUGAACCAACGGAGCACCAGCACGUACGUUAUAAUCCACUGAAAGACGAAUGGAUCCUAGUAUCGCCUCACCGGUGCAAGCGACCUUGGAGCGGACAAACAGAACAGGCGACUGAGGAACCGCCACCAGUUAUGAACAAUCCCUUACGAGCUGGUGCUUUCAGAUCUAAUGGACAGCGUAAUCCAAACUACACGUCGACUUAUGUGUUCCCAAAUGACUUCCCCGCGCUACUUCCGAAGGUUCCAGAACCACCGCCACCGGAACAUCCCUUAUUCCAAGCGGGACCUGCUAAGGGAACAUGCAGAGUGAUGUGUUUCCAUCCAGACUCUACCAUGACAUUACCACUUAUGUCUCUAGAGGAAAUACUGGCUGUUAUAGAGGAAUGGAUAUCACAAGUGACGGAGCUGGGUCGUCGCUACACAUGGGUUCAGGUGUUUGAGAACAAGGGUGCGGUUAUGGGUUGCUCCAAUCCUCAUCCACACUGCCAGAUCUGGGCUUCCAGUUUUCUACCCAAUGAACCAAGGGUUAAGGAUAGAUGUCAAUUGGAAUAUUAUAAAAAAUAUGGAAAGUCAAUGUUAGUGGAAUACGUCGAGAAGGAAUUGGAACAAAAGGAACGUAUUGUGAUACAAAAUUCGGAAUGGAUAGCACUAGUACCAUACUGGGCGGCUUGGCCUUACGAAACUAUGGUAUUACCACUGAAGAAUAGCCCGCAGAGGAUGACAGACUUGAAUACAGAACAGAAGAGAGGAUUAGCUGAUAUCAUGAAGCAACUGACUACAAAAUACGAUAAUCUGUUUCAAUGCAACUUUCCUUAUAGUAUGGGAUGGCAUGGCGCACCCACAGGACCAUCUUCAACCCCUGGAGACUCACCACAUUGGUUACUGCAUGCUCUCUACCUACCUCCUUUAUUGCGUUCCGCUAGCGUGAAGAAGUUCAUGGUGGGCUAUGAAAUGUUGGCUCAGCCUCAGAGAGAUCUAACACCGGAACAAGCAGCGGCUAAAUUGAGAGAAUGUAGUAACUUGCAUUAUAAGAAUAAAAAAAAUUAAAACAUUUUCGGUUGUUU